This is a messenger RNA of Sclerotinia borealis F-4128, 1455 nucleotides long. The record is from the annotation of a GenBank genome assembly. Lineage: Eukaryota; Fungi; Ascomycota; Leotiomycetes; Helotiales; Sclerotiniaceae.
AUGUCAAGUUCUCAUAGAGAUAGAGAUUCCCAUGUGUCAAGUUCUCAUAGAGAUAAAGAUUCACACGUGUCAAGUUCUCAUCGAGAUAGAGAUUCACACGUGUCAAGUUCUCAUCGAGAUAGAGAUUCACACGUAUCAAGUUCUCAUCGAGAUAGAGAUUCGCAUGUGUCAAGUUCUCAUCGAGAUAGAGAUUCACACGUGUCCUCAAAAUCUCAUCGGAGUGACGAAUCGGAAGUACCAACUCAAUGCUCUAGUGUUGUUCCGAAAGGAUCAAGUCAACCCCUUAGUGGUCGUGGUUCGAAAGUACCAAGUUCGAACGUAUCAGGUUCGAAAGGAUCAAGUCAACCCCUUAGUGAUCGUGGUUCAAAAGUACCAAGUUCGAAAGGACCAAGUCAACCCCUCAGUGAUCGUGAUUCGAAAGUACCAAAUUCGAACGUAUCAAGUUCGAAAGGAUCAAGUCAUCCCCUUAGUGAUCGUGGUUCGAAAGCACCAAGUUCUAAAGUACCAAGUUCUAAAGUACCAAGUUCGAAAGUAUCACGUCAACCCCUUAGUGAUCGUGGUUCGGAUGAUAGAGACGGAGUCAAUGCGAGACCCGAGGAGCGGCGUGGUGGUGGUGGUGGGUCAGGUACAGGGACAACAACAUCAGCACCGAGCAUAGAUAGCUGGAGAAACAACCAGACAAAUAUUUCCGAUCCAAUGAGGCCACCAUCUCCCGCCCCAUCUGCAAUUUCAAUCGCGAACACUCUUGAUCCGGACGACAGCAUAUCACAAGUAGACUAUCAACCGAGCCAACGACAAUUAAGCGAUAGGAAAAGUAAAGUAAGCGGUGUCUCUAGGCCCGGUGAAAAACAACUGAUAUCCACCCAAUCACGAAAUCCUCCUGCAUCCAUCUCUGAAGAACCAGAAUCAUAUUACGCAAACUCACGUACAGGUUCAACAAGGGACACCCGCGACAAGAAAAGCGAUGACAAGAAGCUUGUGCUUAGAGGUGCCAAAGCUGUUGCUACGAUUGAGAAAGGCCUUAUUAAAAGGCACGAUGGAGAGAGAAGAGACGGUAGUAGAGAUAGGAGCAACCAAGACCGAAACGAUAGAGACGAUAGUAGAGAUAGGAGCAAUCAAGACCGAAACGAAAGUCCGGGACAUGAUGACGAAAGCUACUACUCAGAAUCAGAGUAUAAUAGGAAUGAACCCAUUAGUAAAGACAGUAAAAAGCCCAAGAUGGUAUCAAGAAAGCCCAAGGGGUUCUUCGAGGGCAUGGCACGCAAUCUCGGCCGGGACAUCAUUCCCGAUGUCGUACAUGAAGAUGAUGCGAAGCGUGGGAAAUCGUACAAGGUGGAGGGUCAACCGGCCAUGGUACGGAGGAGAACGCAUGCUGAGCAGGAUGCGAAAGAUGCGAAGAAGGCAAGGGAGGAAGAGAAGAGGGCGAAAGAGGCGAGGAAGAAUUCGCGUCGGUGA